GGACGCUUUUAUCGCCUUCUCAUUGAAAUUUAGUUGUACCAAGGCAGAGGGACACCUAAAUUUAGGAAAUGUUUUCAUUCUACACCGACAGCUAUUUUAUCGCUCAGUGAUCUUUGAACGAAUUUUCCCAUCGACUUCACUCUUCAUGAAGCACUAUGGAACAAAUUUUUAGUAUCAAAUCUCAGAAAGUUCACGAAUGGAUUCCAAAAGGAGAUUAUAAUGUUUUGUGUGCUCUUUGCGAUGAUACUUUAGCAUUUACAAGUGCUCAGGAUCUUAAAUUGAAAGCUCAAAACCCUGAUUCUCCGAAACCAAUAGAAGACGCUACAACGAUAAGUUUGUACGUAUGUGAUAUUUUAGAACCAUGGCAUCUUUUCUUAAUUAACCGAAGAUGCGAGAACAUUAUUCAUUUAAUUUGGUCAAGUAAUAGUCCAAACCAAAAACGACUUUUGGUAGCUGAUGAAUCGGGAAAAAUCGAAGUGUGGCAGAGGAAACAAACUAUGACACACGUCUUGCUUAAUGAUUGGACUUGCACGCAUUCAGUAAAUCUUUCUGGAGAAAUUAUUGUUUGUGCAAAAUGGUUCCAAAAUGGUGCUGAGAGAAAUAUAAAACUUUGGCGGGAAAUCAUUGGUCUCUACGAUGAUAAAUACCCGAAAAUUGAUUGUAAAUGCACUGUAGAAGAACUCCAGUCACCCGGCGAGGGAGCUGAUGGUUUCUGUGUGAUAACUUCUUCUGGAUUGUUCGCUUGGGCAGUUAUAUCAAAAGUAAAUAGUGAUGUGUAUGUUGAAAAGCAUAGUCUAUUCCAAAAUUGUCGAUCCUACAUAGCUGUUGCUGAUAUAAAUUUUCAUAUUGAUUCAUCUUUUGUGGUUGCUGUUUCUGAUGGUUGCUCAACUUCUCCAAUCAGUACUUAUAAAGUACAAAUUUCUUCUCAAAAUUCAGCAUACUCAACGUCUAUCAGCUCGGGUUUAGGCAUUGUUCUACAGGAUAAUAGUUCCGAAAUUUCAGUUACGCAUUUAAAGUUUACUUGUAGGUUUAGUUUGAACGAUGAAUUGAUAGUUGUUACUGAGCAAGAUAAGAGAAGUAAAGUUACGUUCUUGAAACUUGAUAAAGAAGUCAGCAACUUACACCCAGCGAUUUUGAACGCAUCUCAUGGUAAUAUGCCAUUGAAAUUUGAAGAGAGUUGUUGGAUAUCAUUAGCAGAAUUUAUGUGUAAUAGCCUUGUUAUGUCAAUUGCUGCUCCUCAUAGAUAUGGCGAUAGAAGUGAUGUAAAUAAUAGUUUUGAGCAAGUUGUGAUAUCAGAAAGUAACGGGGCGGUUCAUCUAUUUAGCUUAAAAGAUUGGCAAUUAAGUUGUUCCUCUGACCAUUUUGAAAAGUACGAUUAUGACAAAUGUCUUUCUUGCGUUGAUCAAUCUUACAAUGGAACAGUUUUUGUUGGUCUUGAUCGAUAUGGGACAAUAACUUGCUACAAGGUAACAAAUACUCGAGACUCAAGCUUUCCUCUGUCAUCAUUCUGUAUCAGUAGCAUGUUGGAAUAUUGUUUAUUAAGAGAAAAAGAUUCAUGGGAUGUUAUGUGUUGUUUAAAAUCUCCAAAUGCAGAAGCAAUUUGGAAACAGAUUAACGAUAAUUUCUACCGACAAUUAAAGCCAGUUCAAGAUUAUUUUGCAGUUUCAAUAUUGAUGCUAAACGUUCGUAUACAAAAAGUAUUAUCCACAUCAAACUCUCGCCCAGCCGACUAUUAUCUAGAAGCAUUAUUGACACAUUACUGGUAUUUGUUUAGUAGAAAGUUACAUUUACGAAGACCAACUCAAAUGAUGGAGAGAGUAAAACUUCAAAAAAUGAUUGAAAUUUUGUCAUCUACUAUUGAAAAUAGCCGAGAGUUAGAUCCGAAUAAUCUAGUCUCUCUUAAGGAAAUAGAAUUACGACAGGAUGUAUUUACAACCUGCCUCCCGUCUCUAGAAUUUGUUUGUCAAUUAGCCAUACAGGUUUUCUUUGAAGUGGCAAAUAUGAGCAACUAUCUUGUUUCAAUUCAUCGUAACCCAGGAGCUCUAUGUAAAUUAAGAUGCCUUAUUUUUGUUAUAAGAAACUCUAUUAAAUCCAAUUUUGAACCUCCUCUACUUCGUAAAGGAGUUCAAACUCAACGGGACGGUCUUGGUAGAAUUUACACUCUUUUGACAAAAUUAUGGAUGGUUCGAAUUGAAAAGGAUGCCGAAUGUGACGAAAACCUUUUAAACGAUAUGAGCUUAAUACACGCUCAUUUCUUAACUCAUCCACCGCAAGUUCCACAAACUCUUACCUCAAGAGAUUUUAUCUAUCAAGGAAAUGCUUCGAAUAAUUUCCACUAUGGUGAAGAACCUGAAAUUAAAAACGCAACAAAUCUUUCAUCUUUACAAAGACCUAAACAAGAAUAUGAUUGUAUCACACAAAUGGCUCUUGGUUGCAUUUCAACAAAGUCAACAAGACAAUGUACAAGAUGCGGAGGACUUUCAUACUAUUCACCAACCGAACAAAAAUCAUCACAAUACACAUGUACAAGAUGGCGCUGUUUGUGCGGAGGACAGUGGCGUUGUUUUUAAGUCUAGUUAUAUUCCUUUAAAAGUAUAUUUAUUUUGAACUAUCUUCUUAAUUUAUGCUUCUAAUAUGAUCAUUAUAUGUUUGUUCUGUUAGAUCAAGUAUUACAGGUUAACAGCAUUUUUAAGACUUUGACGACGUCUCUUACUUAUAAUGAAUACUAUUAGUCCUAUACUUUGGAUUGUAAAAAUUGUCGGAAGAAUGAUAAUUAUAACGUUAUUGAAAUUAAAUUUUUCGUACUUUCUAACAGUUUUCAUAUCAAAAAUUUCAUUGAAAAAAUUGUUAUAUUUCCAUUCUUGUUUCAUUAUUAAAUC
Molecule: messenger RNA, 2879 nt
Organism: Dimorphilus gyrociliatus
Lineage: Eukaryota; Metazoa; Annelida; Polychaeta; Dinophilidae
Source: the annotation of a GenBank genome assembly